This is a messenger RNA of Cottoperca gobio, 984 nucleotides long. RefSeq names its product RNA polymerase II, I and III subunit F (gene polr2f). NCBI's taxonomy places the organism in Eukaryota, Metazoa, Chordata, Actinopteri, Perciformes, Bovichtidae. The transcript has 5 exons. Gene Ontology annotation, cellular component: RNA polymerase II, core complex; RNA polymerase I complex; nucleus. Gene Ontology annotation, biological process: transcription by RNA polymerase I; tRNA transcription by RNA polymerase III; transcription by RNA polymerase II. Bases 129 to 512 code for a protein of 127 amino acids. Gene Ontology annotation, molecular function: DNA binding. The record is from RefSeq and is a predicted model, not a curated record.
UAUUUUCAACGGACCAAGCCACCGGAAGUUGAACGUUCAUAACUUUCAUGUGGGUCCAUGUUGACAAAAAAGUGUCUCUGAACAUUAUUAAUAGUAAGGACUCACAAAUACAAGCUUCGAAUUAAAACAUGUCGGACAACGAAGAUAACUUCGAUGACGCAGAUUUUGAAGAUGGCGAAGAGGAUGAGGGAUUAGAUGACCUGGAAAAUGCGGAAGAUGAAGACCGGGAGAACGUAAAGAUCCUGCCCGCAGGAGAGGGCCAUCAGGCGAACCUGAAGAGGAUCACAACACCGUACAUGACCAAAUAUGAGCGAGCCAGAGUGCUUGGGACACGAGCUCUCCAGAUAGCGAUGUGCGCUCCAGUCAUGGUGGAACUGGAGGGAGAAACAGACCCCUUGCAAAUAGCUAUGAAAGAGCUCAAGGGCAGAAAGAUCCCCAUCAUCAUCCGCAGGUACCUUCCUGAUGGGAGUUAUGAGGACUGGGGCUGUGACGAGCUCAUCAUAACUGAUUAAACAUAUAUGCUGGUUCACAGCCAUCAUCGCUUCAGGUCAGUCAGCUACACAAACUCAGAAGAUUCAUAAGGCUGACGCAAUCAUCACCCACCUGUUCACGCCGUGCAUCAGGUGACUGAGCCGGUGAAAUAUGAAUACAUCAACUGUACUGAACGGACACGCCUUAAAAUCCAAAUAGUUUGUUGCUUUCAGGUUUACGAUCAUGUGAUCUUUGUUUUGUUCUCGAUCUCAUUGUGUGUCACGCCACACAACUCCAGUUAAAUUCAAAGUUGGAAUCGUCAGUACUUCUUUUACUUCUUUAACAGUUGCAUUGUAACUAAGAGCCACAAGGGGGAAAUGUAACUCAAGUCAAACAUUUACUUUGUUUUAGCAAAUUAUCCUGUGUUGUAAUUAUUUGUCGUUUUGAAGGAGAGAGGUGAUUAGUGUAAAAUAACUGUUUUAUUGUUAUUAAUAAACUCUUUUGUAUAAAUGA